Stereum hirsutum FP-91666 SS1 is the source of this 1185-nucleotide messenger RNA. RefSeq lists its product as uncharacterized. NCBI's taxonomy places the organism in Eukaryota, Fungi, Basidiomycota, Agaricomycetes, Russulales, Stereaceae. The transcript has 5 exons. The record is from RefSeq and is a predicted model, not a curated record. The annotation marks the transcript as partial.
AAGCCUUUCAACGACUCUACAUACAAGCUACACCGCCUCCCAGACUACCCUCGCACAAUUCGUCACAUUGGAACCUACGAACUAUUUAGUGCACAGCGGUUCGAAGCCGCACACCGAGAACCUAAGGACUCGUACCGAAGGGGCAGCAAGAACAACUUCGUCCCACAGCUAGCCCGCCGUGAGGCACGUGUCCGAUUUCUCAGACGAAUGAAAGACGGGCAAAUGAAUCGCAGUCGACACUCAGACGAUAACAUCACAACCGAUCCGCGCGCUCACCACUAUAUCGCUGACUCCGAACGCGACCACUUCAACCUCAAGGUCUGGCUUCAUGAACAUUGCAAUGAUCCUGCUAUCAAGGACUUCUCUCCCAAACUACGCCAACACUGCCUAGCUCGCCUGCAAGGUGUCGAGUCAAGCCGCAAUUUUUCGAAUUCAGAACUGACUACGCUCGAAAUCCGAGACAACAAAAUAUAUCGUCACCAUCGAGUUCGAGUCAACUACACAACCUACGAUAUUCGGAGAGCCCAAGACUCUAUAAAUCCUCGCACCCGUCGUGAUCUCAUGGUCCUCUCUGACAGUACAGACCACGGUGCCCAUCCAUACUGGUAUGCAAGGGUCAUCACCGUGUUCCACACCUACGUUCGACAGCGCAACGCACCUGGUGACGCAGGAAAGUUCACGCGUAUGGACUUUAUUUGGGUACGGUGGUACAGUGAGCCCCUCAGCCGGUGUGGUUGGGCAGCUAAGCGCCUACCUCGUGUUAGCUUUCUUGCGCAGGACGACCCCAACGCAUUCGGAUUCAUUAACCCGGCUGAUAUCAUCCGGGGUGCUCACCUGAUUCCUGCAUUUAUUUACGGGGGUGUUGGGGAGGACCUUCUGAGCAGCCCGUCGCUUGCGCGGUUCCAUGGGGGAGACUCUGAGGACGAGUGCGACGACUGGAACUCUAUGUAUGUUAAUAUUUUUGUUGACAGGGACAUGGUUAUGAGGUACCGUGGAGGUGGUGUUGGGCAUCGCAGUACCCGUGCGUGUGAUGUGGUCCUCCGGCAGGAUACCGUACAAGUUGACCUGGAGUCCGAAGACGAGAGUUUGUUACAAGACCAAGAAGUAGCGGACGGAGCAGGCGACGAAGAGAGCGAUGACAGCGGACGUAACUUAGAGGGGGACGACGACGACGAUGAGGCGAUC